AUGUUAGCAAAUCCUCUGAGAAAUAUAAAAAUAUCUUCAAAUAUUUGUACAAGAGAAAACUCUCCUAGUGUGAGAAAUUUGAUUGAUACAGUAAAUAUAGAACAAGAUGAAAUUCUUGAUUUAGAAAAUGCAUAUAGUCACUUCCCUAUAGAAGAAAAAAAUUCAGAUUCUAAUAAUAAAGAUGAUUUUUUUAGCAUGAGUUUAGUUGAUAUAAUAAAUAUAGAGAAAAGUAAGUCAUAUGAUAUAAAAAAUAUUUUAGAUGAAGUACAAUGCUCGUUAAUGGAUUCUCCAAUGGAUCCUUUUUAUCCAUCUUUUAAAAAUGAAAACUUACCUAUUUAUAUCGAAAAAGAGUCUGAAAUUUUAAGUACCCUACCAGAUUUAAAAAUACCCCCUGAGAAUUUACUUCUUGAACAUGAUUUAAUUAACGUUACUGAUAGAAAACCCUUUAGUGUAAAAAAAUUAGUGAAUACAGAAAAUGUAGAACAUGAAGACUCUGCUGAAAUACAAGAUGUAUUAGGUGGAAUUCUAAGAACAUUACCAGGUUCACAAAUAGAACCUUUAGGUUUACCUCAUGAACAUGAAAACUCAACCAUUCAUGCUGAAGCAGGGCCUUCUAACAUGAGUUUAAUGGACACAAAUGUAAAACAUGAAGAUUUUUAUAAUAUAUCGAAUAUUUUCAGUGAUUCAUCAGUAACUCCCAGUUAUUCGAAAGGGGGAUUCCUUGAGUUACUCUUAGAAGAUCAAUGUUCAACUAUUAAUUAUGAAGAUGAACUUCCCUCUACUAGCAAUUUAACUAUCCCAGAAAAUGUAGAAAAUGAAGGAUAUGCUAAAUUACAAAUUAUUCCUGUUGAUUUUUCUAUAGAAAAACCUACUAGAACUAUCAACGAUAAUGAAGAUAUGAUCUCUGUAGAUGAAAUUGAACAAAUAUCAGAAAAAUCAUACAAAAGAAAAAGAAAGAAGAGAAAUUACGGAGAUAUUGAUAAUUUAGGUGAUCAGAAUAUUGAAAAAGAUAUACAUAUUAGUCCAAAAAAAAGUUAUGUUUGUUAUCUAAGUUAUAGUCAAAUUGAAGAUUUUGUUCUUUCUCUUUCAAAUAUUUUCAAAAUGCAAAUUAACUGUUUACCAGAUAAUGUAGUUCCAAGUUUACAAAGACUAAGAGACAUAUUAGAAGAGGAUAAUAAAGUUACAUAUGAUAAUUUAAAAAAAAAAAUAAGCAUAAAUAUUUUGCUAUUAAGAGACAUUAUAAAUGAGGAAAUAAAAAAAAUUAAUCCUUCUGACCUAAUAGCAAUAAAAGAAUAUUAUGAUACAAAUAUAAAAGGAGAAAAACUACAAAAAAAAGUUAAUAAUAAUAUUUUGUUAUUUAGAUAUAAAACAAACCAUGAAUUUAAUAUAGAAGCACUGCAUGAAAGAAUAGAGCAAAUUUUAAAAAUUUUUGAGGAUUUAUCCAAUGAAUACAUAUUUCUGAAGAACUUAGAUGAUCUUAAAUCAACUAUUGCGAAUGACUUCAUGCACAAUAAAUUAUUUUCUUUUCCAUUUUUUCAAUCUUUAAAAGUCUUUAAACGUAUUUUUGAAUUAUUAAAAUGCAUGGAUGAAUUAAUAGAAUGUGCAGAAAAAUCAAUUAAAAGUGGAUUUAUAUUAAGAGAUCGUAAUUAUUUUUGUAUGACUCAAAAGAAUAUAUCUAAUCUUUAUUCAUUGAUAAUUUCAACUAUUAGAGUUAAUUCUAUUAAACUUGACAAUAUUUUGAAAACAUUGAAUUUAUCAUAUAAAGACCACGGUAUAAUAGUAGAAGCAAUUUUUUAUUUUUUUAAAAAAGAAAAUGCAAAAAAUAAGGAAAAAUUAAGACAAUACUUAGAUAAACCCUACAAAGAAAAUUCUUUAAAGGCGAUUUAUGAUUUUUUAUUAGAGGAAGAAAAGUAUAUUAUAUGCUGCUGUAAUGAAGCAUCUAAAAUUUUUAAUUUGAACUUAAAUGACAAAAAUAAGGGAAGCAUGCUUUUCAAUGAUCUAAUGAAUAAUAAAAAUACUAUGGAUUGUUUAUUCUUUCUUUAUGAAACCAUUAUUAAAUUAAUCGGAGGUUUAUUUGUUAAGAAACAGUUAUUCUAUAUAAUGAAUAUACGUAGGUCAUUAUUUAAGAUGAAUUCAUUAAAAAAAAGGAAAAAUAUUUUCAGAGCAAAAAUAAUAAAUAAAAAACUCCAAUCAGAUUUACUCUCUCAAAUAGAAAAAGAAAAAUGUAAUAUCGAAAAAAUUAAGCUUAAUAUAAGAAAUUUAUAUCUAUUGAUCACUACAAAAGAUGAUGUAGAAAUUAUUCAAGUGCCAGAUUCUUUAAUAAAUAAAAUAAAAGGAAUUUUAUCAAUUUUACGUUUCAUUCAUAAAUUAGCAUGUAAAAAUAAAUAUAGAACUUACUUUAAUAAUGCAAAAAAGGUUAAUACGGAAAAUAUGUUGCUUGCACUAUAUUAUGCCAACCAAAGGCUUUCAAAGUUUACUGAAAAUGAAAUACAAUAA
Messenger RNA from Plasmodium relictum, 2496 nucleotides. Its product is annotated as fam-j protein. Bases 1 to 2496 code for a protein of 831 amino acids. NCBI's taxonomy places the organism in Eukaryota, Apicomplexa, Aconoidasida, Haemosporida, Plasmodiidae. The transcript is spliced from 8 exons. The record is from RefSeq and is a predicted model, not a curated record.